AUGCCUUCUACGACGAACCUUGCUUUCAACCUAAGUUUACCUCUCAACGUCGGGCCUCCGCCCUUCCAAUCGAAGAAUGCAAGGAUCCGCUACAUACUUUGUGUGUCUCUUCUUGUUCGCGACCAAGGAAGACAGUACAUUGUCAGAACUUCUCAAGACGUUAUAGUGCUCUCAGUGUACGAUCCUGAGAAGGCACUUGUGUCGCUUCCCAGCCCCUUGACUGCAUCAGAUGAGUGGAUCAAGCCCCGAGAAAACACUGUCGAGGUCGUUCGGGUCACAGCAGGUCUACAUCGUCAAGUCUGGGUCAGCGGUACUAGCCUUUACGUCGAUGUCCAUAUUGCCAAUAACAGUCGCAAGACAGUAAAGAAGAUCGAGCUUCAAUUGGAAAGGGACAUACUAUGCUACAAACACGCUGCUGCCGCUACGAUGGAGAAGUCUGCUGGUCAGGCUCGCAUUUUUGACAGCAACGAGCGGUCUAUUCUCAGCAAAUCCAUCGUGAGGAAUGGCUGCGCUGGCUGGAGCGGCGUUUCUGCACACCAAACUCACAUCAGAACUUGUGAUCUUGAGGUACCUCGAGGCCAUGGUACGGUGAAGUGUGUAGGCAAAUAUUUCGAAGUCAGGUACUUCCUGAAUGUCAUCAUCGCGAGUGCACAUACAAAGCUCGUUACCGUUCAGUUACCAAUCGUACUCAUCCACAUGAACUCUCUGGACGUAGUCCCCAACUCUGUCGCCCAAGUGGCCAUGGCUAUCGAAGAGAAGCGCACAGCCCGCCACUCACCACCCCGCCUUGGUCGCCGUCCAUCCGAAUCGGUUCAAGGCCGCGCAUUCGCAGCACCGCGCAUGCAAUCUCUGGAACGCAUGCGCGCACGUGAGGAAGCCAUCCAAGAACUCGGUCAAGCCCUCGAGCAGAGUCCUCGCAAAUAUGGUCUCCGCCGCGCAAAUUCCAAUUUUGAUUACCAUACCCCACCUUCCAAUCGCAAAGGCAGAAUCGUAGGCGAUGGCGAAGCAGCAGACCUCCAGGACCGUUUAAGGCGCGUGAGAUCCAACGAGACGAUCGGAUCCAGACCUCCUACCCUCCACAGGGUCAAUUCGACACGGUCGAGACGUGGCGCAGGAUCGGCGUUUGGGUUUCGCGAAGCGGAGGUUCGGGAGGACAUCGAGCUGGGUGGCUUGGGUGCGUCAGGGGAUGGGCUGCUAAACGAGAGACUAGCCAGGAGCAGUGAUCGGCAAUAUCGGUUUAGCAAAAAGAAGAGCGUGGAAAGGUGGAAGGGUGUAGCAAAUGUGGGUGUUGGGUGGUUGAAGGGGAAUGGGGUCAAGGAUGAGAGAGAGCGAGAGGGAUGGAUAUGA
This is a messenger RNA of Alternaria postmessia, 1347 nucleotides long. RefSeq lists its product as uncharacterized. The record is from RefSeq and is a predicted model, not a curated record. The coding region runs from base 1 to 1347 and encodes 448 amino acids. The transcript has 6 exons. NCBI's taxonomy places the organism in Eukaryota, Fungi, Ascomycota, Dothideomycetes, Pleosporales, Pleosporaceae.